UCAUGUUUAAGCUGAAAAAUAAACUAAAGAAUAAGUUUAAAUCGUCAAAGAUCGAUUGCCAUCCGGACGAUUUCAGUUUGCUGUCCUUUGACUUCAGUCCUGAAAGAUCUCCAGCACCACCGCCAAUGACGUCGGAGGAAUCGGAUAAUAACACAUUCCCAGGAUGUGAACAUUCAUUAAUUAACGACGGAUGUGAGCCACCUCCGGGAAGUGUCGAAGAGAGUGGUCCGACCAGUUCUAACAGCAGUGGGCAGCAGUCUUCUUCGAUGAACUACAGCUGCUGUUAUAAUUACAAUUUCAACAUCAACUACAACUUCUCUCCUCCUCCACAUGGCUGCAACACCGGACGAGAGUCUCCGAAAUGGUGUGACGAGGAGAUUUGCGAGGAACUGCACCUCUUCGACAGUGAUAGUAAUUUGGCAGCGGACGUUCCUGUUGAACCGAUUAAAAAAAGUAAACCCAGCAAAAAAAGCAGAUCAGCCUCAACAGACCGAGGUAAAAGAAGUUUCUCGAGUAUGUCUUCCAAAGUCACACCUGGUAAUCCACGGCUGCUGAAAGCAUCUAUGAAAGCGCCCCGAUGCUUGUCAACAAGCGAUUUGUCCACAUACAAGGGCAGUGGCUACAGCGACCACAGUUACGAUUAUAACAACAUUUGCAAUCGGUUGCACUCGGUGAAGAUAACGGAAAUGUUAGAUCAGAAAGGCACCAAUCUGACUGACCACGAUCGACGGAUUUUGCACUGCAUGGUCUUGAAACGCAUCAAGGAAAUUGAGCGACUGGAAGAAUCUGUUGUGGCGAAGCAGUGCUGGGAACAAGAAAAGGCUUAUCGAAAAUCGUUGCUCGAUGAACAGGAGCGGAACUAUAAAAAAGCCAUCCGACAGAAGCGUAACAUUGAGAAAAUCGAGAUCCGAAAUCGCAAACAGCGAUUGGAGCGAUUGGAACAACAGCAGAUCGAGAAGAUUCAGAAUGAAAUAACCGAGAAGGACAUCCGAUCUUGCAGUUUGCGCAAAACCUUGGAAAUACAGAAAGGCAUUAAGGAGUGCGAGAAGAAGAAUCGAGAGCUGAAGCGUAUCGAAGAUGCUACCAUCAACCAGGAGGAGAAAACGCUGGACAAGGACAUUUGGCGGCAGGCACUAGUCGACCACUUGGAGGAGCGCGUCCAACGGGCGGACGAACUCAGACACCGGGUCUUGGACGUGUACAAGCGACGAGUGAAGAUCGACAACCAACUCGAAAGGAAGAUGCAUGACCACAAUCUCAAGCAGACGCUGGAACAGGAGCGCUACAAACUGAUGAAGCUGCAGGAGCGAAUAAUGAUGCGGGAAAGUCGCUUCCAGCGGUUCAAGGACAGCAAGAAGCGUAUAUUCGAUCAGCUGAAGAGCCGCGCCAAAACGACCGCCGCCCUCAGGGAUAUGGUGAAGCAUUCGAUUAGUCCGGAUACCUGUGCGAAGACGAUUGGCGGUAGCCAACAGCGGAUGGUCAAUGUGGUGCAGGUGAAGUGAAGGCAGCUGGGCGCGGUUUAAUUAAGACUAAAAUUAGAUAUUUUAUUGAAA
This is a messenger RNA of Armigeres subalbatus, 1553 nucleotides long. RefSeq lists its product as uncharacterized. The transcript has a single exon. The record is from RefSeq and is a predicted model, not a curated record. Bases 3 to 1502 code for a protein of 499 amino acids. Lineage: Eukaryota; Metazoa; Arthropoda; Insecta; Diptera; Culicidae.